CAUUUUCCAUCAAUUUGAAUUUCUUCGUCUGUGAAAUUUCGACAUUUCGAACAACUCAACUUGCGAAACUUCAUCCACGACCAAAGAACGCGUUGCCAUUAUCACCAUGCCUCCCAAGCAGAAGACCCCCCGCGUUCAGGAGAACAUCUCCCUGGGUCCUCAGGCCCGAGAUGGCGAGCUCGUUUUCGGCGUCGCCCGCAUCUUUGCCAGCUUCAACGACACUUUCGUUCACGUUACCGAUCUCAGUGGACGCGAAACCCUAUGCCGUGUCACUGGUGGCAUGAAAGUCAAGGCCGACCGUGACGAAUCUUCUCCCUACGCUGCCAUGUUGGCUGCCCAGGACGUUGCUGCUCGCUGCAAGGAGCUCGGCAUCAACAGCUUGCACAUCAAGAUCCGCGCCACUGGUGGCAAUGGCACCAAGACACCCGGCCCCGGUGCCCAGUCGGCUCUCCGCGCCCUCGCCCGUUCCGGCAUGAAGAUCGGUCGCAUCGAGGAUGUCACCCCUACCCCGUCCGACAGCACCCGCAGAAAGGGUGGUCGCCGUGGUCGUCGUCUAUGAGCGUAUUGUAUCGUUCAGUACCAUUACCUGGUACCUGGUACCUCUUCUGCACGUGAAGGCGAAGGCAUUGGGCAUGGGAAAGAAAAAGUACGGGGAGAACGGCUUCAUUGUUGCCUGGUCUCCAUCCAUUAUUUGGAACCCCCUUUUUUAAGUAGACAAAUAAGAGAGUUAGUCUGCUAAGUACCUUGCUGCUGGUCACUGCGGAAUCAUGACGACGAUUCUUUGCCCCCUCCCAUGUUUCCCCCAUGCUACAUUGACGAGUUGUGCUUGCUUGUCGCUUAGGAGAAUGAGAGUAUUGAAGUAAUGAAGAACACUAAGAGUAA
Messenger RNA from Hypoxylon fragiforme, 882 nucleotides. Its product is annotated as 40S ribosomal protein S14-like protein. Gene Ontology annotation, molecular function: structural constituent of ribosome; mRNA 5'-UTR binding; small ribosomal subunit rRNA binding. The record is from RefSeq and is a predicted model, not a curated record. Gene Ontology annotation, cellular component: cytosolic small ribosomal subunit; ribosome. Gene Ontology annotation, biological process: maturation of SSU-rRNA from tricistronic rRNA transcript (SSU-rRNA, 5.8S rRNA, LSU-rRNA); ribosomal small subunit assembly; translation. Bases 107 to 559 code for a protein of 150 amino acids. Lineage: Eukaryota; Fungi; Ascomycota; Sordariomycetes; Xylariales; Hypoxylaceae. The transcript is spliced from 3 exons.